This is a messenger RNA of Bacidia gigantensis, 792 nucleotides long. RefSeq lists its product as uncharacterized. The coding region runs from base 1 to 792 and encodes 263 amino acids. The record is from RefSeq and is a predicted model, not a curated record. Lineage: Eukaryota; Fungi; Ascomycota; Lecanoromycetes; Lecanorales; Ramalinaceae. The transcript has a single exon.
AUGCAGCCGCAUGGCCCGCUCGCUCAAUUAGCGAAUAACAACCGUUCAAUAGGAGUAAACGAAAGCGAUCCGCUUGAUGAGCCAUCCGCUCCGUUUGCUUCUGAAUUGCCUGUCCCUUCAGACUUGAGCAUUGGUCCUGAGAGUGAUUCAGCCUAUGAUGACGCCGAUGCUUCUGCAACACCGCGGCUCGGCUCUCCGUGUGGGUUUCAUACGUGGGGACCUAGUCAGUCGAAGCAGCGCUACCGUGAGAGGUUGAACGGAAGUGGAGGCAGCAGCUCAGCUACCGUUGGCCCAUCUCUCCUCUCCCCAUUGGUAUUGCGGGAAAAUUUUCCGUAUCCGGGAAUCAACAAGCGUCGAGCAUAUCACCCCCUAGAAGAUGAAGUAAGUCCUGGGGGCAGCAGUGUGCUACAACGUUCCUUUGUUGAUCCUGGACGGACUCCAACAGGAGAUCGUCAUCGACGCGUUAGGUCGAGGGGUUUCUCUCUCGGAGACCUGCAUGAGCACCACCCUUUGCAAUCGCUUUUCUUGCCGGAAAACUUACGAAUAGCUUCCAGUGCAACGCUGAACAUACCCGACCUGACGGAAUCUACGGAUUCUGCGGACCUUUCUCCGAUCAACCCUAUCCGGCAGCUGGACUCGCCAUUUCAUGGCAUCUCCCCCAGGCCAGCUCGAAGAGCUCCACGGCACUUGGCCGCCUUUAGUCUUGGGGCCUACGAUCAUGGUAUGUUUUCUUCAAUCUCAGAGACACUUGGACAAACUGCGAGCUCUCUUAAUCCUGAUGAUGGGCACUGA